CUUCUUCCUUGGGAAGCAGCAAAAUUGAGAAAGCGACACAAAAUUGAAAAUUCCCUCAACUAUAUAUUAUAUACUCCAUACAUACACACAUUAUACAUACGGCGGGUUAAAUUCCUUCAACACAAAGAAACUUUAUCAGCUCAACAACACCUGCAUUUGAAUUCAGUUUCAUUCAGUUACAUACACAUAUAUAUAAUAUACUGAUCGAGGAGAUAAUUAAUUAGAAGAUGCGGAGCAUGUCGAGUUCCGCCUCAUCUAGAGGCAUAGCUGCCAUUGUGGGCGUUGGGCCUCAACUUGGCCGCUCCAUCGCUCGCAAGUUCGCUCAUGAAGGUUAUACAGUUGCUAUACUCGCCCGCGACUUAGAGAGAUUAUCUAGAUUUGCUGAUGAGAUAGCGAGAGAAGAGAAGGCUCAGGUAUUUGCUAUCCGAAUCGAUUGCUCCAAUUUACGAAGUGUAAGAGAGGCAUUUGAAGGAGUUCUAUCUCUGGGUUUUGUGGAAGUCUUGGUUUACAAUGCAUAUCAGCCAGUAUCUUGGAACCCCACAAAUUUUACCCAUACUAGAGUUGAACAAUUCGAAAAAGCUAUAGCCGUCUCCUCCGUCGGCGCCUUCCACUGCGCUCAACAGGUACUACCAGGAAUGGUGGAAAGAGGAAGAGGGACGGUUCUCUUCAGUGGUUGCUCAGCUUCUCUUAAUGGCUUUGCAGGAUACUCCGAAUUAUGCUGUGGGAGGUUUGCAGUGAGAGGGUUAUCACAAUGUUUGGCAAGAGAGUUUCAGCCACUUGGGAUACACGUUGCCCAUGUUAUCAUUCACGGCAUCGUCGGCGCACCUCGGGGGCUAAUGUCAUCGACUUCACAGCAAGGAUUGUUGGUUGGGGAACAAGAACAACAAAGAGGACGAAGGGAUGGUUUGAUGGACCCGGAUGCGCUGGCGCAGACCUACUGGUACUUGCACAUUCAAGAUAGAUGUGCUUGGACCCAGGAGAUUGAUCUUCAUCCCUCCAGCCAAAGAUGUACCUAGAAACAAGUUCUUGAACCAUUUGGUCAAAAAUGCCUAUUUGUUUGUUUUUCCUUUGAUAUGUGGUUCUGUCUUUAGUACAAAGUCAUUAGUGAGUCACUUCAUCGUCAACCCACCCAUAUGUUCUAGAACUAGAAAUGGUCUGUUAAGUUACACAUUUCAAAUUUAGUGUGGUAUUGUGGGAUUGAUGUGUAAAUUUGAUUUGGUUUGGAUUUGUAGCAAGUGAUGAUCAAUUUUAAUUAAGGAACAUGAAUGAGAGCUUUGCAUGAGUUUUAAGAUAUAAUGAAAAUUCUUCAACUAUUAUAAUUUGUA
Molecule: messenger RNA, 1325 nt
Organism: Capsicum annuum
Lineage: Eukaryota; Viridiplantae; Streptophyta; Magnoliopsida; Solanales; Solanaceae
Exons: 5
Coding region: 228-1016 (262 amino acids)
Source: RefSeq, a predicted model, not a curated record